Limanda limanda (common dab) is the source of this 4027-nucleotide messenger RNA. It is a transcript of the gene lrp12, whose product is annotated as low density lipoprotein receptor-related protein 12. The coding region runs from base 1067 to 3661 and encodes 864 amino acids. Lineage: Eukaryota; Metazoa; Chordata; Actinopteri; Pleuronectiformes; Pleuronectidae. The transcript is spliced from 11 exons. Gene Ontology annotation, molecular function: protein binding; low-density lipoprotein particle receptor activity. The record is from RefSeq and is a predicted model, not a curated record. Gene Ontology annotation, cellular component: plasma membrane.
GACACAAAGCUAACAGCUAACCGCUCAGAAGAACCAGGGGAAGCUAACAGCUAACAGCUCAGAGGAACCAGGGGAAGCUAACUGCUAACCGCUCAGAAGAACCAGGGGAAGCUAACAGCUAACAGCUCAGAAGAACCAGGGGAAGCUAACAGCUAACAGCUCAGAGGAACCAGGGGAAGCUAACAGCUAACAGCCCAGAGGAACCAGGGGAAGCUAACAGCUAACAGCGAAGAAGAAACAGGGGAAGCUAACAGCUCAGAAGAACCAGGAGAAGCUAACUGCUAACAGCUCAGAGGAACCAGGGGAAGCUAACAGCUAACCGCUCAGAAGAACCAGUGGAAGCUAACAGCUAGCAGCUAACACAGACAGUGAAAGUGUCGUCCGACUGACACUCACAUCUCACCCGCUUGUCUCCGUUAUCUCGGGUUAGCUCUGGUUAACCCGGGUGACUGUCGGACUGGUCCACCGCUCAGCUAACCGUGCAGUGUUAUCAGUGUUAGCCUCGUUAGCCGGACUCCAGCUGCUAGUUUGUGGUCAAUUGUUUUGUACAGAAGAAGCAGGCUAGCCCUAUAGCUAGCCUCUCUUUAUUUCAUCUGGCUAGCUGCUGGUUCAAGUCGCUAGCUAACCCGUUAGCUGUAAUAACAGUGUAAUAACCGGGUUAUAAUCAUGUGUCGGGUUGUUUUGAUCAUCGAGCUCGUUCCCGAGGCGACAUGUUGUUGAAACAGUCCAGUACGUUCAGCUAGCAGAGCUAGCGUUAGCUGCUAGCCAGCAGGAACCCGAUGUCUUUGUUUCCAUCGGCAGCUGACGGGUUAUGAUGUGAGCGCAGGUUAGCUUAGUUAGCCUAGUUAGCUGGUAGAUGAUAGACAGGACGGUCAGUUUGGUGGUCCAGGGCUGGUGAGUGUUAGCAGAUGCUAAGCUAACAGAUUAACCAGUAAACACGGGUCUGAGAUCAGCGGACUGUGCAGAGCAGUGAGGCCGACAUGCAGCUGUAGGUUCCCCGGUCAGCACCGCUUCACACCCGGGAACCAGUGGAACCACAGGAACCAGUGGAACCACGGGGGGCAACAUGGGCCUGGGGUCAGCCUGGGUGGUCUACCUGCUCAUUCUGUCAGGAUGCAUUGCAGCCUCUCAGAGGAGCGACAACGUCUAUGUAUCUGGAAUUUCCAACGCCUGCAGCGACGUGGCCGAGCUCCUGCGUGCGUCCAGCGGCAUCAUCACCAGCCCGGGCUGGCCCUUCCAGUACCCAGCCCGCCUGAACUGCAGCUGGAACAUCAGAGCCCGGCCCGGAGACACCGUCACCGUCAGUUUCCAGGACUUCGACCUGCAGGGGUCACACCACUGCUCGUCGGACUGGAUGUCCAUCAGCAGCUACAGGAGCCUGGACGGACUGAGGGUUUGUGGUGCAUCGCUGCCCCCCCCCUACAUCUCGUCCCAGGACCAUGUCUGGAUCCACUUCCGCUCGGAUGACAGUCUGACAGGAAAAGGCUUCAGACUGUCCUACAUCACUGGUAAACCAGAGGCGUCCAGCUGUGACGUGGACCAGUUCCACUGCUCUAACGGGAAGUGCAUCCCCGACUGGUGGCGCUGUAACUCCAUGGACGAGUGUGGGGACAACUCGGACGAGGAGAUGUGUGUGGACUCGCCCUUCUCCUUCCAGCCCUGCAGCCUCAACCAGUUCCCCUGCCUGUCCCGCUACACCCGCAUCUACACCUGCCUGCCGCACAGCCUGCGCUGCGACGGCAGCAUCGACUGCCAGGACCUCGGUGACGAGAUCGAUUGUGAUGUUCCCACCUGUGGAGAAUGGUUGAGGAACUUCUACGGCUCCUUCAGUUCUCCAAACUACCCGGACUUCUAUCCUCCAGGGAGUAAUUGCACCUGGCUGAUCGACACAGGAGACCACAGGAAGGUCAUCCUGAGGUUCAUAGACUUUAAGCUGGACGGAACCGGUUACGGAGACUAUGUGAAAGUCUACGAUGGUCUGGAGGAGAACCCUCGCCGUCUCCUCAGGGUGUUGACGGCCUUCGACUCCAGGGCGCCGGUGGCGGUGGUUUCCUCCUCCGGUCAGCUGAGAGUUCACUUCUACGCCGAUAAGAUCAACGCUGCCCGAGGGUUCAACGUCACCUACCAGGUGGACGGGUUCUGCCUGCCCUGGGAGGUUCCCUGUGGGGGGAACUGGGGCUGCUACACGGAGCAGCAGCGCUGCGACGGCUACUGGCACUGUCCCAACGGCCGGGACGAGCUGAACUGCUCCUCGUGUCAGGAGGACGAGUUCCCGUGCUCCAGGAACGGAGCGUGCUACCCUCGGUCGGACCGGUGCAACUACCAGAACCGCUGCCCCAACGGCUCUGAUGAGAAGAACUGCUUCUUCUGUCAGCCGGGGAACUUCCACUGCAAGAAUAACCGCUGUGUGUUUGAGUCGUGGGUUUGCGACGCUCAGGACGACUGUGGAGACGGAAGUGACGAGGACAGCUGUCCCGUCAUCGUCCCCACCAGAGUCAUCACGGCUGCGGUCAUCGGGAGCCUGAUCUGCGGCCUCCUGCUGGUCAUCGCCCUCGGCUGCACCUGCAAACUCUACUCGCUGCGCAUGUUCGAACGCAGGUCUUUUGAGACUCAGCUGUCCAGAGUCGAGGCAGAGCUGCUGAGGAGGGAAGCCCCGCCCUCUUAUGGUCAGCUGAUCGCCCAGGGACUGAUCCCGCCCGUGGAGGAUUUCCCGGUCUGCUCUGGGAGUCAGGCGUCCGUCCUUGAAAACCUUCGUCUGGCCGUCCGCUCCCAGCUCGGCUUCACCUCCCUCAGACUCCCUUCCUCCAGUCGCCAUAGCAACCUGUGGCGCCGGCUCUUCACCUUCUCGCGGUCCCGGCGGUCCGGCUCGCUGGCUCUGGUCUCUGCUGACCUGGAGGACAGCGCAGGGACUGGGAGCACUGGGAGUUCUGGUUCAGACCUGCUGUCUCCGGACUCGGACGAUACAGACACAGAGGGCGAGCGAGGGAGAGAGAGAGGUGUGGGUGCGGUGGGCGGGCCUGUGGCCCCCCUCCCUCAGAAAACCCCACCCUCCACUGCUGUGGAGGCUGUGGUAUCCGUGACGACGUCUGCGACGCCUAUGACCCCAGUACCGGGCAGCCAAAGGUGUCGUGACCGGCCCAGAGAGGCUCCGCCCCCUUCCAGCCCUGUCACAAUGGCAACAUCCAAUCCAGAUCCUGAAUGUCACAGUGAUACCUCAGAGAUACAGGCCCCGCCCACCUCUGCCCUGCAGCGUCUGGCCCAGAACCUGCACCGCUUCGCUCGGAACCUGACAAGGACCAAUCAGAACCAACAGAACCAGACCUGGACCAAUCACAGCCCGCUCCAUCAGCUGGAGACAGGACGCCACGGGUCCGAGGCGCCGGAGCGCCGGGGGAGCAGAGACGAGGAAGAAGACGUGGAGCUUCUCAUCCCCGUGUCCGACUCUGACUCCUCCUCCUCUUCACUGAUCAGCGACGUGCAUCAACCGCUGCUGGAGCCACACCCCUCGUCCUCCACAGGCCACGCCCAGCGUCCCCAGCGCGGGCGGGACGGCCCCUGUGAACACUGUGGCAUGGUGCACACGGCUCAGGUCCCGGACGCCUGCCUGGACGCCACCGGCAAGAUGGAAGGCAGCGACGACGAGCUGCUGCUGCUCUGCUAACCACCUGCCCGAGCUAACGUGCUAACUGACACACCCAUGCUACGAGUACUCCCCCCCCGACCCAGCAUCUCAGGUUAGCUUACAUGCUAACUGACAUGACUAAUACAGCCCUGCCCUUACACCUACCGUUAGCUAACAUGCUAACAGUUAGCUAACAUGCUACAGGAUUGACAAACAGUAAGACUGACGCAACACGUUUAGCCAGCAUGCUAACAUGCUAACAUGCUAACACUUCAGACUGAGAAACAGCCAUAAGCAAACCCCUUUUAGCAUGUGUUAGCAUGUGUUAGCAUGUUAGCUGGACUAAAGGUGAGUGCUCAGCAGCCCUCCAGUGAUAUGAACCAGUUAGUGAAUGAAGGGAGUGAU